UAUUUCUUCUUCCUCCAGAUCUACGAGGACCGGGAGUUCCACCACUUCGUCGACGGUCUAGAUGAGAGCCGCUCUAACUGGAUGCGCUACGUGAACCCAGCCCACUCAGCGGCCGAGCAGAACAUCGCGGCGUGCCAGAAUGGCAUGGAGAUCUACUUCUACACGGUGAAGCCCGUCCCCGCCGGCGCCGAGCUGCUUGUCUGGUACUGCCACGACUUCGCCCGACGUCUCCACUACCCGCCGUCCGGAGAGCUGAUGAUGCAGACAAUCA
Messenger RNA from Anarrhichthys ocellatus (wolf-eel), 271 nucleotides. Its product is annotated as PR domain zinc finger protein 1-like. Gene Ontology annotation, molecular function: protein binding. NCBI's taxonomy places the organism in Eukaryota, Metazoa, Chordata, Actinopteri, Perciformes, Anarhichadidae. The transcript has a single exon. The annotation marks the transcript as partial. The record is from RefSeq and is a predicted model, not a curated record.